GUAUGAGAGAGAGGGGAGGGCAAACCCCUACAUCUGGAAACCAUUGACAACAGGGGAGAGAGAAGAGGCAAAACUUUAGAAAAGUGGAAAGAGGAACAAAGGAAAAACAAAACAGCAGAGGAAGAAUACAGAGAAAGACAAACACACACGUCUAAGGCUGUAACACACAGCAAGGGAGAAGAGACAACAUCCCAGACAGAGAGAGGGAGACAAAUGUUCCGAGUCCUAUGAGUCGAGCAAAAAAAAAGAGGUGCACUGGUUUUCAUCUGCGCUGCAUUCUUGUGUGACGGAGUUCUGAACACCAAACGGGCAGCCGCACGGACGUCUAUGGAAUUUAAAACAAGGAAUCCAGCGACUACAAAGGAUAUGCAUUAGCUGGGACCAAAAAUCCCCUGUCUCAGCAAAAAGGCAUCUGGCCAAAUCACAAGAGAAGCACUCAGGCCCACGGGAGGACCUCGUCUGUCAGCUGGAACACUUACUCUCUCGUCACCUCGUAGAUAUCUGACCACCGGCCACAGGAUGACCGUGACACGGAGAUGCCUGUGCUGCGUCAAGUACCUCAUGUUCAUCUUCAACUUAAUCUUCUGGCUAGGAGGAUGUGGCCUGUUCGGCGUGGGGGUCUGGCUGUCCUUCAAACAGUCAGAGAUCUCCGCUCUCCCUCUGUCCUUUCCCUCCCUCUCUGCUGCCAAUCUGCUGCUGGUUGCCGGGGGCAUCACCAUGGUGACAGGCUUCCUGGGUUGCCUCGGUGCCCUGAAGGAGCAGCGGUGCUUGUUGAUGACGUUUUUCGUCAUCCUCUUGAUCCUGGUCCUCACUGAAGUGACUUUAGCUGUGACUGUCCACUUCAAAGAGGAGGAGCUGAAUGAAAAAGCACAGGCUGAUCUGUUGAAGGGAAUGGAAAACUACAAAAACGAUGAACGUCUAAAGCUGUCAUGGGACACUGUGCAGAAAAUGUUCAAGUGCUGUGGUGUGACCAAAGAGGAGGACUGGCACAAGGUGAUGGGCGAGCCCGUCUUGCCAGACUCCUGUUGUCAAAGCGGGGAUCGAUGUGAUGCUGACAAUGACUACAGAUGGAAAGAGCCCUGCUACAAGAAGGCCAGAGAUUGGCUCAUCGAAAACAUCACCUCAGUGCUGGUAUUUGGGAUUUGCAUCGUUAUUGUUCAGCUCCUGGCUUUGGUCUUCUCCAUGAUGAUGUACUGCCAGAUCAGACGGGCAGAGAAGUACCUGGACUGACCAGAGGUCUGUAACUGCGCAGAGGUGCAAUCUGGACGGAGAUGAUUCCGCUCACACACUCCCCAUACUCGGUGUUACACCUCAGUUGUGCAGCAUCAACCUAACAUGGAUGUACAUACCCCUCCUGUCUUUUACCCACACAAUAUUUCAGGAACUUUUUUUAAAAAGAACUUCAAAAUUGAUUUAAAAAAAAAAAACAAAAAAAAAAACAAUGGACUGCUAUGUGUGUAUAGUACAAAGUAGUGUGGUGAAUGUAAAGGACAGUGACAUGUAUACAGCAAUUCUAGUGUAAUUAUGACAGUAUUAUCGUUUUCAAAUACUGUAAUCCAGUCCACUGCUCUGAUAUCUGCCAUCUCUUCUAGGCAGACUAGGGACUACUUUAUCUCACGUUUAAGAACAAGGAAUAAUACAGUAUACUGGAGGAUGUUACCUGAUUAUCUGGUAUGUGCACUGCAUGCUCUGCUUUUUCAGAGGCAAGCCCUUGUGUUGGGAUCUAAGGGAUGUGUAAUUGGUAAUUAAUGUAAACAUUUCAUUUAAAAGAAAAAUAAUGCGUAAUACUGAUUUUGAAUUGUAGUAAGAUUUAUGGGAAAUAUCCUGGUUGUUCUUUAAAUGGCAAUUUAGACGCUUUUAGUUGUUUAUAAUCAACCAUAUGUCCCCUCUCGCAUAGGCACAUCCUGGGCAUGUACAGUAACCUAGCAAACUGUUUCUCAUUGUAAAUAUCUGUAUGAAUUUAUCAUAGUGGAAUAAAGACAGCAACAAUUUG
Messenger RNA from Sardina pilchardus (European sardine), 1993 nucleotides. It is a transcript of the gene tspan4b, whose product is annotated as tetraspanin 4b. NCBI's taxonomy places the organism in Eukaryota, Metazoa, Chordata, Actinopteri, Clupeiformes, Clupeidae. Bases 520 to 1230 code for a protein of 236 amino acids. Gene Ontology annotation, cellular component: plasma membrane. The record is from RefSeq and is a predicted model, not a curated record. The transcript is spliced from 8 exons.